AGCAUCAUUCUAUAGGGACGUUGGCUUCAUGCACUUGAAAUAACGUUCCCUGCAGAAGUUAGACUGUCAGGUCUCUUAAGGACUGUGAGUCACCUGAGACCAGGGAGUACCCAGGUUCCUCAAAACGUACCUGCAGUAUCCCCGGAGCUGCUUUGGCUAAGCCAUGGCCGAGGUCCAGCAAAAUACUGCAGAGGUUAAGAAGGCUAAGGAAGUAGCGAAGGAUGACAAAAGGACAAGUGAAACUGAGGGACCCCAGAAAUUACACACGUUGAUGAAAACAAUUCCAACUGCCAAGAAGAAGUUUAAAAAGCUCCGCAAGAGGAAAAAGUCCCUUACAAGUGCCGAACUGGUGUUAGUAGAUCCAAGAUACAGUGCUUCCAAGGAGGGGCCAUUUGGUUUGGGCCCUAUAGUUUUUCCUUUUUUACAGCGUUUCAACAACAUUGAUUGCUUUAUGACUUUGUACGUUGUAGCAGUCAUAAUUCAUGGUGCUUUAUUUGCUCUUAGUGAUAAGACUUUAAACAUAUAUCAAGCUCAACUUUCUCUGUCGAAGUUAGAGAUAUAUUUCAUGGAUUUCAGUGGUUAUCUUUCAUCUUCCAUAGUAGCAAUAUUUAUAGCACACUUUGGAAGUAAAGGGAACAGGGCAAGAUGGGUUGCAGCUGCCUACACUUUAAUGGGACUUGGAUCAAUAAUAUUUGCUAUUCCUUUCUCAAUAUACAAAAUUGUAAGACCGGGAAGUCAAAAAAUAGAGUUGUGCAUGGAAGAAAACAUAAACAGAAAUCUAGAUUGUGAUGGAAACUCAAUUCCAGACAGAUUAAAAUUUAUCUAUUUCCACAUCAUCGGGCAGUGUAUCCUUGGAAUAGCAGAAAUGCCAAUUGUUAUCCUUGGCUUGACAUUCAUUUGUGACCACAUUCCCACAAGUUCAUCUGGCUUCUAUUUAGCUCUUGGACAUUCUACAUAUCUGAUGGGAUACCUUCUGGGUGUUGUAGCAGGAACGUAUAAUUUUCAGUUUCCCCCCAAAGAAAAAAUAAACGGAAUUGGACCUGCUAAUUUGUACCAACUGUUGCAGAGCAGGUGGUGGAAAUGUUUUUCGUUUAUUGCUGUAAUCUCAUUUUGUUUAUCUUUAAUGAUGGCAGGUUUUCCAACUAGUUUACCUGGUGCACACAAGUUAAGACUUGCAAAAAGAAAGGAACCUCCCACCAUUGACAGGAGAUUUAAAGAUAUGGAAAUUCAACCUCAUUUGAGUUUUUUUCAUGCUAUUUGGUAUAUAUUGAGGAACCCACUGCUGCUGACCCAGGCAAUCUACUUAAUAUCAGAGAGUUUGACUUUUAAUGCAUCUUUAUACUUUUUGCCUUAUCAUUUACAAAGUCAGUUUUUACUAACGCCCAAAAUUGCCUCUCUGCUCACAGGACUAUUUGUACUUCCGGGAGGUGUAAUUGGCCAUUUUCUUGGAGGUGUAAUUGUUGACAGAUUGGAAAUGACUAAUAAGAACAAGUUGAAGUUUUCAUUAGUGACAACUGUUGUAUCAGUUGCACUUUUUCUACUAAUCUUUUUUGUAGAGUGUGAAACAACAGCAUUUGCUGGAAUCAAUGAAGAUUAUGAUGGCUUUGGUAGACUUGGAAACCUCACAGCUGAGUGCAAUGAGUACUGUGAUUGCACAACUUCCCUAUAUAGUCCUGUAUGUGGAAGAGACGAAAAAGAGUAUUUCUCUCCCUGCUUUGCAGGCUGCAAGUCUACUAAAGUAUUCCAGAAUGCAAAGACAUUCUACAAUUGCUCUUGCAUUAGAGAAGGAUUGACAACUUCAGAUGACAAUGGUCACUUUAUUGAUGCUUUUGAUGGAAAAUGUAAUACCAACUGUCUUACAUUACCUUUGUUUUUUGCCUUUUACUUUUCUGCUACUGUUUUUUCUAAUAUGGGUAGUAUACCUGCCAUCUCAAUUAUCAUCCAAAGUGUACCUGUCAAUUUCAGUUCACUUGGCAUGGGUGUGACCUACACAAUGUUGAAAUUUACUGCAUCAGUCCCUGAACCAUUCUUGUUUUCACUGGCAUCAACUAUAGCUUGUAUAUACUGGGACACUAAUAGAUGUGGAGUCAAAGGACGUUGUUGGAUUUAUGAUAAGAAAACACUUGUCCUCGAAUUUAUGGGAAUAUGGGUUACUUUUGAAUUAAUUACAGUCUUGUUGAACAUUUAUGCAAUUCAAGUAUAUGAUUUUGUGGUAAAAGGAGAAAUCACUGAGAGCAAAACCAAACUUGUAAAAGUUGAAAAAGAAAUAAAAGAAAGAAAAGCUUAAUUUCUAAAUGAUUUCUUCAACGGGACUAGAGAAUCUGUGAAGUUCUGAGUUCUAAGGACAGCAAUCUAUUUUUUGGAGAUUUCAUAAAAUGUAGCUGUGCUGUAAUUUCAGAAGAGAAAAAGAACAUUAAAGCAUCUAUGUGCUAUCUUUAUUUUCAUAAUUAAAAUACUCAAAUGAAACAUC
Messenger RNA from Mastomys coucha (southern multimammate mouse), 2470 nucleotides. Its product is annotated as solute carrier organic anion transporter family member 6A1-like. Gene Ontology annotation, cellular component: membrane. The coding region runs from base 164 to 2287 and encodes 707 amino acids. Gene Ontology annotation, molecular function: protein binding. The record is from RefSeq and is a predicted model, not a curated record. The transcript is spliced from 14 exons. Gene Ontology annotation, biological process: sodium-independent organic anion transport; transmembrane transport. Lineage: Eukaryota; Metazoa; Chordata; Mammalia; Rodentia; Muridae.